CGCCAGUGUCUUCAUCAUCUGCGUUUAUUUCUCGUGGGAGUUCUGCGUCCUCUGCCGUGCUGUGAAUUGUUUGAUGGCGCACUGUGAUCACACACAUGUGUUCUUACUGUUGUUCGACCUGCUCUGGAUGUUUGUGUUGUAGCGGCGCUGGACGGACGACGUCGGUGCCGUUGUUGCUAACGUUCGCUGUAGUCAGCAGCUAACAUGGCUGAGGACGGCAGUGCGUGGGUCGUGGAGAGCAUCGUCGGAUACCUGGGAAGUCCCGAGUGGGUCGUUCCCGUCACAUCCUUCAUGGAAAACAAAUGCACAGUGUUUGAUGAUGAAGAUGAAAAUAAGCUGUCAUAUACAGAAAUCCACCAGCAGUAUAAAAAAUUGGUAGAAACACUCUUGGAGCAUUACAUGCAAGAGGUUGGCAUCAAUGAGCAGCAGUUUUUGAAUGCAUGCACCUCUCCUUUUGCCAAGUCUAAAACGGUGCAGAUGGUGUUCCAGCCAGUUCUAGCUACAGAUGACUUCCAAAUGUUUCGCACUCUGAUGGUUCAGAAGAAUAUGGAGCUCCAGCUUCAAGCCCUGAGGGUCAUCAAGGAGACGAAUGGAGAGCUUCCAGAUUGUCUGACUGAUGGCAUGGACGUGGUGACGGAGCUGCAGCAGCAGGAGAUGAGGAUUCUGCAGGAAGUUCUCAAAAAGUCAAAAGAAGAGUACGAUGAGGAAAUGUCUCGGAGAGUAUUGUUCGAAGAAGAGGUCGGUUCCACGUCAAGCAGUUGCUCUGACAGGACAAUAGCAGAAAGUGACAGUGCCCCAAAAUCCACCUUUGCUGGCAGCCAACAAAACUCCACCACCAAAGGUCUAGCCGAGGGGAACGGCGGCUGUAACAGCAGUCCUGGUCAUCAGGCCCCACUGAUGAAUGGAAACACUGCAAGUGAAUCUGACCUGUUUGUGGCUCGCCCCCUGCAGGCUAACAUCAGGUCUAUCAGAAAAGCGAACAAGACGUCCGCACCUGAAUGUGACGAUGAGAAAAGUGCAUCUAAGAGCCGCUCCCUGUCAAAACUUAAUGCAGGUGCUCAUACAGCCAGAGUUCUUCCAGCAGCAGCAGACUGCAGUCAGGCUGCAGCUGAGGAGUGUCCAGAGGAGGCGCACACAGAGUCGUACACUGAGUUUUCAGCCUCAGAGCAGGAGCUGCUCCUGCAGAGGGCGACGUAUCUGCGUCAGCAGCGGGACAAACUGCACACGGUGAAGAAAGAGCAGCAGAACAGCAGGCAGAUGACCACAGCAGAGGAGGCAUCAGGCGGUCCUCCACCAGCACCCACCCCCCUGGAGACAGCGCAGCCUCAAACUAAUGGGGCGUGCACUCCUCCUCCACCUCUGCCUCCUCCUCCAGUACAUUCUUCAGCCUUCUCCAACCAGGAGAUCUCAGCUGAGGAGAGAAAGAAGCUGCAGAAGAGAAAACAUCUGGCUGAGAAGCUGAAAGAAGAAGUCAUCAAGAAAUAACUUCCCAUCUUAACGCAGUAUUCCAUUUUUUCUGUCGCUUUACC
Thalassophryne amazonica is the source of this 1529-nucleotide messenger RNA. RefSeq names its product cilia and flagella associated protein 36 (gene cfap36). The coding region runs from base 205 to 1485 and encodes 426 amino acids. NCBI's taxonomy places the organism in Eukaryota, Metazoa, Chordata, Actinopteri, Batrachoidiformes, Batrachoididae. The record is from RefSeq and is a predicted model, not a curated record. The transcript has 12 exons. Gene Ontology annotation, cellular component: ciliary base; axoneme.